GGAUAUUUCGUAGCUGACCAUCAGGGAGCAAAUCGCUGGAUUGUUUAAAAAAAAAGAAAAACAUCUCAGCUGAAUCACGCUGCUCCCCCUCUUUCAUUUCUUUCCUUGUUUAAUUUCGGUGAGACAGACUGUAGCUCAUGCAGUGGCCAGCAGCAAGCAGAAUGCAAGGAAUCUGCUGUAUUCCCCAGUUUCACACAAGACGCCCAGUUCACUGCUAAAGGACAAGUGAGAGAGGCAGAUCCGGGGAGCAGUCAGGGGAGGAUCCCGGCUGCUGUGGCUGAGAGGAGGCACCGUACCGUCUUGUCCUGUUCUGCUCUGCACUUGUUGCCUGAGGUGUGUGAGCUCCUCCCUCCCUUCCACAGUGCCUUCUGUCAGUUCCAUCCCUGGGUGGCUGAGGCCAUGCUGCUGGUGCUGCAAGCCAUCUUGUCCUGCUUCUGCGCCCUGCUGCCCAGGGUGGAACCUGCUGUGUCCUUGGAGGACUUUUACCCUUUUGGUCCUGACAAGGGGGACAAGCAGACCAUCGCUCAGGAUGAUGGAGGCUCCGGUCUCCAGGAAAUCUCUGUGGCUUUCCCAUUCUUUGGUGACAAACACUCGGGACUCUACGUGAACAACAAUGGUCUUGUGUCUUUCCUGAGGGAGGUCUCUCAGUUUACACCUGUAGCUUUUCCAAUUGCUGGGGACAGAAGGGUUGUGGCACCAUUCUGGGCUGAUGUGGACAACCGUCUAGCAGGGAGUGUCUUCUACAGAGAGAGCCAGGACCCUUCCAUCUUGAGGAGGGCUUCAGGUGAUGUCAGGACAUACUUCACAGAGUUCCCUGACUUCAACGCAACAUGGGUGCUCAUUUCUACUUGGCAUCAAGUUACUUUCUUUGGAGGAAACUCCCAAACACCGGUUAAUACUUUCCAAGUGGUGCUUAUUACAGAUGGAGAGUUUUCCUUUACCAUAUUCCAGUACAAUAACAUCACCUGGACAACAGGAAGGCAUGCCACCAGUGGAGGAAACCUUGUUGGGCUGGGAGGGAUUGCAGCACAGGCAGGUUUUAACGCUGGUGAUGGACAGCGCUAUUUCAACAUCCCUAGCUCUCGCACAGCUGAUGUGGUCAGUGUAGAGGAAACAACCAAUGUAGGAUACCCAGGCAGAUGGGUCUUCAGAAUAGAUGAUGCAAAUGUGGAAGUGGGGGGCUGCAACUCUGCCUCAGUGUGUCCACACCUGCGUCCGUGCCUGAAUGGAGGCCAGUGCAUCGAUGACUGUAUUACAGGCAACCCCUCCUUCACUUGCUCCUGCUUGGCUGGAUUCACUGGCCGCUGGUGCCAAAUCAAUGUCAACGAGUGUGCUUCAAAUCCAUGCCAGAAUAGUGGGAGUUGUAAAGAUCAGAUUAAUGGUUUCAUCUGCGAGUGUCCUACUGGAUACACAGGGAUUCACUGUCAAACAGACAUUGACGAGUGUGAGGACAGGCCAUGCCUUAACAACGCGUCGUGUGUACAAGGCACUGGCCAUUUCACCUGUGUGUGUGAGCCAGGUUACACUGGGGUUCGCUGUGAGACAGACAUAAAUGAAUGUGAAUCCCAGCCAUGUCUGAAUGGAGGAGAAUGCAUCGAUCUGGUGACCAGCUUCACCUGUGCGUGUCCUGCUACAUUCACUGGAAUCUUAUGUGAAACAGAGUUGGUGAAUUCCACUGAUCCAUACAACCAAACAGCAGAAUGUCUUUGCCAGAACGGGGGCAUCUGUGUGGGCAUCAAUGGAACCUGUGAAUGCCCUUCAGGCUACACUGGAGCUGUCUGUCAGUUAGGAGUAACUCAGACCCUGUGCAGUCACAGCAGAACAUGUCCUGAUGGAAGUCCCUGUUUGGAGUAUGGAGGAACCUACCUAUGUACAUGUCAUACUGGAGUAGAGUCUGAUCAUAUGGACUUUUACCCUGUACAGCCCCAAUCGGUUUGCGACUCCUCGCCUUGUCUAAAUGGCGGGUACUGCUACGAACGAGAUGGAGGCUACACCUGCGAGUGCAGAUAUGGAUACUCUGGGAAACAUUGUGAAAAAGUUAGGCUUAAUACAUGUGCUUCAAGCCCCUGUCGUAAUGGAGGCUCUUGUAAGGAAGAGGGGGGGAGCUACAGAUGUGUGUGUCCGUACAGAUUCACUGGAAAACACUGCGAAGUGGGGAAGCCAGACCCCUGUUCCUCCACCCCCUGUCUAAAUGGUGGAACAUGUUUCCACUACUUGGGAAAGUAUAAAUGUGAAUGCGCUGAUGAAUACAGCGGAAAAGACUGUCAAAUAAGCAGGAGCUCAUUACAUCCCUCUGCAGAGCUGGGAUGUGGGCCGCCCCCACAUGUCAAACACGCGGAGGUCCAGUUCUCCUCGACAACACCAGGCUCCAUCGCUGCGUAUGUUUGUCAUUCAGGGUUCACCUCUGUGCCCAGAGCCACUCAGAGCCUUUGCGGCAUUCAGGGAGAAUGGAGCCAGCCCCCCGUUUGUAAGGAGAUUAUUGAGUGCCUAGCACAGCCUUGCCUUAAUGGCGGUUCUUGUCAAAAUAAGAUUGGGUCCUAUAAGUGUGUCUGCAAGGAUGGCUUUAGUGGAAAACGCUGUCAGAUUGAUGCAAAUGAAUGCCAGUCAGAGCCCUGCAUGAACAAGGGAACAUGUGAGGAUCAGCCUGGUUCCUACUUGUGUCACUGUCCCCAAGGCUUCAAAGGCCAAAACUGUGAAAUAGAGCAAGUUGGUUGUGAGUCCGGCCCCUGUCUGAACGGAGGCGUGUGUCGGGGUUACAGACAGUAUUAUGUGUGCACGUGUAAAGACGGUUUCUUUGGGGAGCGAUGCCAGAUGUUGGAGGACCCAUGUGUGCUGAAACCUUGUGGAACGCGUGGCAGCUGCUGGAGUGACAGGAGAGGAAACUACAAUUGUGUCUGCAAAGUAGGCCUCACAGGCAAAGACUGCGAGAAAGACCUGUUACCUCUAUCUGGGCUCCAUGUACUGCGUGUGGAGGAAAAUGAGGUGGAACUGCGCUGGGAUCAGCUAGAACAUUCCCACAGAUUGAUCAGCAUGUUUGCUGUAACCUACGCUCCCCUGGGCCACAGCAACCCCAAAACAGACUACCUGGACAAGCAGCGGUCGACUCAUGUUUUGCGUGACCUGGUUCCUGGCAUGCUGUACAACAUUUCUACUGUCUCCAUCAAACUAAAAGCCUAUGGCAACGACACAAGCCAACCUGCCACUGCACUAAUUCGCACUAGACCGCAGCGGGUAGAAAAGCUGCAGCUGGUCAAUGUGUCCUCCUCCCAGGUUUGGCUAAGCUGGCUGGUCCAGGCUGCUCAUAAUGGGGCGAUCAGUAGGGUGCAUGUGUCUCUAAUGCCUUCAGAUGGGACUGAGGGUCUCAAUGUUGCACUCAACGCAAGCAUCACUGAGCACACUUUCAGUUCAUUAGAAGCUGGUCAUAUGUAUACAGUGGAUGUUUUGACUCAAAGUGGGAUCAGACCAGAUGAGUUUCCUUCUACCAGUCACUCAGGAGGACCUCUACAAUUCUGGACAAGGCCUUAUCCCCCACAGAAUCUCUCCCUGUCUCAUGUGACCCCUAAUGCAGCACUAAUCACAUGGAGUCGCCAUCCAAGACACAUCCCAGAUGGCUAUGUGAUCAACGUAACCCGUGGUCUGACUACCAGGAGUCGCUUCCUUCCUAAUGGGAAAUUAGGAUCGUAUACGCUCCGUGAGCUGACGCCGGGACAGCACUACUAUGUGGCUCUAAUGUCUGUCAAAAACACAGGACAAGAACAGAUUCACAGCAUACCACAGCACUUAUCUUUUACUACCUUGCCAAUACAGGUCAGACAUGGAAGGAGGGAGUGGCCCACAGGAACUGGACUGGGGACCCAGACUGGACGCAUAUUUCCCACAUCUCACCCUCAAGACCUGGGUGGCACCUCUGACAUAAAGAACUCAGAGGAACUGUUCAGAUACACUGAGCUGGUUGACAGAAGGGGGAAGAUAACAACUAAGUUUUCACAUUUAACUCCAAAAGUAAUCCGACAUCGUACUAGACAUCCACCUAUCAGAUUGGAAAAGAUGGAAGAAACAACAAACAAAAUUAGCCUUGCAUUAGAGAUUGAAGAAAAAGCUUCGAGAGCACAGCCUGAGUUGCCCCAGGACUGCCGCAGUCUGUCCUGCCAGAAUGGAGGUACUUGUGUGAACGAAAGGGGCUCCAUCAUGUGCAACUGUGUGGCAGGGUUCAAGGGCACGCAGUGUGAACUGUUGUGCCAGCGAGUACCCCACCCAUGUACCCGACUCUACUCUGAAACUAAAAGCAUACCUGUCUGGGAGGGCGGAGUGUGCCACUAUCUGUACAAAAGGACAUAUAAAGUACAGCAGGACAUCUGUUACCGGGAGAUUUGUGAGCCGGUGCUGUCAAAGAAAAGUCAAACCAGAAGAACAAACAGACACCAGUAAAAGAUUUUUUUUCCCAAGCAUCUGGAUGUUGAUAGAAGAACUGUCAUUACUGUCAUCUGGAAAACCUCCUAACUUCAUUGUCGGUGUAUAUAAUCUACUUGAAGUAUCUGAUUAUGGUCAUUUUUGUGCUGAGAAUCUCUGUCAAGACCCACUGUAACAUUUCACAACCAACCAUUCACUCAUCUGAAUAUGGCUUUAAGCUUCAUCCUCAACAUUUUGUUUGCAGGAAAAGGAAGGAAUCAAAGGACAAAUGAUCCACAUUAUUUAUGAUGUUUGCUGGCUGAUAUUUCAUGCAAACACAUCCUUUAAGUAAAUUUGGAUUAGCAGGGACCUUGUAUACCUCAUUUCCAUGCUGAGACACAAGGAUAGGGUUUUAUUUGUGCUUCAGCUGCAGGUUUGUCCCUCAGGGAAAUAAUCACAGAAUACUCAGAGUCCCUCCCUUUUUUUUUUUUUAAAUGUCCUUAUGAAAUAACAGGAAAUGUACAAUGUAUUCUCACUACAGCCCAUGAACUGAUCUCUUCUGCCAAGUGUUUUCCAUGUAAAAUAUCGGACUCUGUCUCAGAAGGCAUCACUGCUCGCUACUCUGCUCUGUAAAUAGUGUUUAUAGGUCAUUUUGUAGGUGGAUAUUUUAUUAAUAAAAAUUAUAAAAUGUUA
Girardinichthys multiradiatus is the source of this 5082-nucleotide messenger RNA. It is a transcript of the gene sned1, whose product is annotated as sushi, nidogen and EGF-like domains 1. The record is from RefSeq and is a predicted model, not a curated record. NCBI's taxonomy places the organism in Eukaryota, Metazoa, Chordata, Actinopteri, Cyprinodontiformes, Goodeidae. Gene Ontology annotation, molecular function: calcium ion binding; Notch binding. The coding region runs from base 400 to 4428 and encodes 1342 amino acids. Gene Ontology annotation, biological process: cell-matrix adhesion; Notch signaling pathway. The transcript has 31 exons.